Molecule: messenger RNA, 522 nt
Organism: Cooperia oncophora
Lineage: Eukaryota; Metazoa; Nematoda; Chromadorea; Rhabditida; Trichostrongylidae
Source: the annotation of a GenBank genome assembly
AUGUUUUCUUCAGCACUGGGCAAUGCUUAUGCAGUACUGUCUAAUGAAGAGAAGCGAAAACAAUAUGAUAUGUAUGGCACAUCUGAUAAUGGAAACAAUGUAAGCAGAGGACCCAGAGGGGACUUCUUCGAGUACGAUUACGCUCACGGGUUUGAUGCUGAUUUCUCGCCUGAAGAAAUAUUCAACAUGUUCUUUGGUGGCGGUUUUCCAUCGGAAUCGGUGAGAAGAGGACGACAUUUUCACCACACUUCUCAUAGUCACAGCACGCGUAACCAAAAUGAAAGUCCCUACACCCCGUUGUUACAACUUCUUCCGCUGAUUGCGAUACUCAUUUUGGGCCUUCUUGCCCAGUUAAUGGUUGGCGAUCCGGCCUAUUCUUUGCAUCAUUCGAGCAAAUACCCCGUCAAACGGCUAACACAGAGUGAUUUGAGGGUGCCUUAUUUCGUGCGAAGUGAUUUUGAACAAGCAUAUCGUGGAAGAAUUCAUCAGGUACAGCCAUAUGAUUUCUAUGACUUCCAUUAA